This is a messenger RNA of Entrophospora candida, 485 nucleotides long. The record is from the annotation of a GenBank genome assembly. NCBI's taxonomy places the organism in Eukaryota, Fungi, Glomeromycota, Glomeromycetes, Entrophosporales, Entrophosporaceae.
AUAGUGAUUGUGCUUUAGUGGGAUACGGACUCGUAUGCUCAAGCGUUCAACCAACGAUAGGAUCUUGCAUUUAUGCGUGCCAUGAUGACUAUAAUUUUUGUGCACCGGGCCAGAAGUGCGAUCAUAUAUCUCCGCAUUGGUUAUGUACCUGUAACGGUCCGGCCGAUUGUCCAGAUGGAAAAUGCUUUGGUGGACAUUGUAUUUAUUCCUGUAAAAAUGAUAUAAAAUGCACUCUAUGCAAUAAUGAAAUAGCACGCUCGGCUUAUCUAACUGCUUGUGAAGCAUUUCUUAAAGGUGUGGUGGGAGGUGGAUCAAUGAUUCAGAUGUUCUUGGCUUGCAUUAGGGCAACAUUUCCAAUAGUUAUCGAAACUGAAGGUAUAUCUGGGGUUAUUUGUGGAUUUUUAGCCUGGUAUAUAAAUGAUAUCGUGACUAAAGGUCUACAACCAACGUGUGAAAGCGCUUUGUCAGAAUUUUGUAGCACAUAG